AUGCCGCCGCCCCGCCGCGCCCGCCUGGUGGUGGCCCAAGAGGAGGAGAGCGACGACGUCAGCUCCAGCAGCUCCGAAAGCGAAGACCCGGUGGACGGGUCGGAUGACGACCCAGGUCAGGAGGACGAGGAGCAGGAGGGGUCGGACGAUGGGGACGAGGACGAAGAGCGACGGGACCCCAGCGCCGCGCAGCGCCGCGGUGGCGGCAGCGGCACGGGCGGCGCCAAGCGCGCGAAGCCCAUAUCUGUUUCGUUGAAAAAGAAAGGCGGCGACGUGUGCCACGUGUGCGGGGUGAAGGGCCACCAAGCGGGGUUCCAGGGUGCUGUCUACGUGGACUGCAUCAACCGGCCCUGCUUCCUCUGCAAGACCCCCGGCCACACCACAGCCACGUGCCCCCACAGAGUCGACCCCGGCUUUGACACCCGCGCGGAGAAGCCCACCGGCGGCGCGCCCUCCGCCCCGGCCCUGCUCUUGGACUGCGAAACGACCGGCCGCCGCCUCAGCGGCCGCGAGCUGCCGUGCUCGUUCGGCCGCUGGCAGGUCGAGUGCGCGAUCCUGAAGCUGCACUCACGGCGCGUGACGACGCUGGCCUUCCCGCCAGACAGCGACAGGCUGGUGGUGGCGGGGGACAAGAAGGGCGGGGUGGGGAUCUGGAACUUUGAGGAGGCCCAGCACCAGGUGCUGGUGAACCUGAACCCCAACGGCUGGAACAAGGCCGUGCGUUGGGAGAUGAUGUAUGGGCUGGAUGCCGUGGGGGGGGCCCUGGGUCACGAUGCGCAGGCCCUGCUGGCCGGGGACAGCGAGGGCCGCCUGCAUGUGCUAGACCCGCGCGCCGGCAGCAUCGGCAGCAGCGGCGGUGCAAGUGGCAGCGGUGCAAGCGGCGGGGGCGGCCGGGGCGCGGCCGUGGCGGUGGCGCUGCUGCAUAAGGCGAAGACGCGGAUAUGCAGCGUCGCGGCGCAGCCGCUGGGCGCGCCAAAGGCGAUGACCGCGGGCAACGACCACACCGUGCGCAUCCUCGAUCUGAGAAAGCUCUCAAAUUUCCUUGGGGGCGGCUCUUCAACCAGCAGCGGCGGCGGCGGCGGCGGUGAGGACGGCGGCGGCGCAGACCUUGAUGGCACUGGCAGCGGCGGCGGCGCCGCCAAGGAUGGCGCAGCCGGCGGCAGGGGCCGCGGGCGAGGCAAGGGCGCGGCGGGCGGCAGGGGUGCGAGGGGUGGUGCGGCGGCGGCGCACCCGUGCCAGCUGGCGCUGCUGCAGCACAAGAGCGUCAUCAACAGCGCCUGGUACUCGCCGGUGACGGGCCGCAAGAUCAUGACUACGUGCCAGGUCGGCGCCCCCGGCUGCGGGGGCUGA
This is a messenger RNA of Monoraphidium neglectum, 1350 nucleotides long. Its product is annotated as Protein DAMAGED DNA-BINDING 2. Lineage: Eukaryota; Viridiplantae; Chlorophyta; Chlorophyceae; Sphaeropleales; Selenastraceae. The transcript has 8 exons. Gene Ontology annotation, cellular component: nucleus; Cul4-RING E3 ubiquitin ligase complex. Gene Ontology annotation, biological process: DNA repair; response to UV. The record is from RefSeq and is a predicted model, not a curated record. The coding region runs from base 1 to 1350 and encodes 449 amino acids. Gene Ontology annotation, molecular function: damaged DNA binding; protein binding.